GUGAAGGGGUUUAUAUUUGAACUUCCCCUCCAGUGAAUAACAUCACAUUAGCACACUGCUGUACACAUUACAUCGCCUGGAUCUAGAAGUGAAAGACUAUAAGGGGAUUCAAACUCCAGCUAUUACUCAGUUGAAUUCAGAUUUAAAAGAGUGAUGGAAGGUAGUUUACAGUCGUCACUGUCAGAAGAGGACUCUUCAAGCAAAGAGCGCUCUUUACCUGAGGAGGAGAAUGACCUACAGUCUGAGCAGGUGGAGGAGGCGGCACUAGUCCUCUCUGGCGAGGAGCACUUAACCCUCAUCACAGAGAGCAUGUCCAUCACCUCCUCUGAUGAGGAGAAGCUUCAGCUCCUCAACAAAAACACUGAGCUCCGGAGACUCAACAAAGAGCUGAUGAAGCUGAACGAGGAGUGGGAUCACAUCUAUCACAGCACGAGUGUGGGGCUCCAGCAGCGUGUGGCGGCUCUCGAGGAGGAGAACAGGGCCCUCAAACAGCUCAACAGCCGACUGCUGCUCAAAGUAGAACAUGAACAGAACAAGAGGGAAUAUUAUGAACAGACACUGAUGCAGGAGCUGAAGAAAAACCAGCAUCUGCAGGAGUAUGUCAGACUGCUGGAGAGCCGACUGCACCAAACAGAUCUCCAGCAGUGGACGAGAGAAUCUCAGACCUCAGAUAUCAGUAGCUCCUCAGACUCCCAGCUAGUGCAGAACUCGUCAAAGCUGUCCCUGGACAUACGGUCGAUUGCAGCACUUCCUCCAUCACUGGGCACAAAGUCCAGUCUCAGACUGGCUAAGAUGGGACUGGAGACGCAGUCUGACCCUAUGAGAGAGGUUCGAGAUCUUAAAGAACAGCUGGAGGCGCUGCGGUGUCAGACUCAAAUCUACGAGGCUGAUUAUAAAACAGAGCAGAAGGACCACGAGCGCAUGCUGCAGGAGAACAAGCGUCUGCGGCGCAGAGAGGCGGACAUGCGUCAGCAGAUGAUGCUGCUGCAGGAGCAGCUGAAGGUGUAUGAGGAUGAUUUCCAGAAGGAGCGCUCAGACAAACGCAUUCUCCAGAGACUGCUGAUGAAGAAAUCCCCAGCCGAGAAAGACCCGGUUCUGGUGCACCGCUGCAACAACGAGCAGGACCGGCCCAGAUCAGACCGGAGGAAGCCCAGAGAAGAGCAGCGCGGAGGAUACGUCUGUCCCAAACACUGUGAGCAUCACGGCCAGCCGGACUUCCCCUGAACACAGACAGAGACACAACACAUUCAUUCAUUCAGCAUAUAAAUGAAAUAUACACAAGCUAGAUUGUAUCUUUAAAACAGUUACUUUUUAACAGCUUUAUUUAUAUGAGGAACUUUUUUUAUUAUUUUAUUCUUUCAAUUUGUUGAAAGGAUUGUUGUUUGUACAGUGUGUGUAAACGGUGCACUUUUGUCUCUGUAUAAAUCAGUCUGAAGCACUUUCACUGCCUGAAAACAUGAAACUCAAACAAUCCGUGUCAGACAGUAAAUAAUGGAGUCUUUAAAAGACAGUAUAUUUGGCCUUGUCAAUGUGUCAAAAAAAAAAACACAUCCUAUAUUAUGAGGAAACGAUUUAAGAUGUUUCUGCACCAAAAAGCUAAAAAAAAAUAGUAAUGACUAACUGUUAUGUUUGUUUAGUUUUCCCAGGAAAUUUGCUCAGUUGUGCUCUCACUCUACAUUGUCCAUGUUAUAUAGGUCAGGUUUUUAUUAUCAUUAUUAUUAUGCAUUAAAAAUGUCCUUAUAAAUACUUCAAUUAAAUUUCAACUACAUUGUUUCAAUAAAAUAUAUUAACAACAUAGAUGU
Molecule: messenger RNA, 1802 nt
Organism: Carassius auratus (goldfish)
Lineage: Eukaryota; Metazoa; Chordata; Actinopteri; Cypriniformes; Cyprinidae
Product: TNFAIP3-interacting protein 1-like
Exons: 7
Coding region: 154-1224 (356 amino acids)
Biological process (GO): regulation of transcription by RNA polymerase II; cellular response to lipopolysaccharide
Source: RefSeq, a predicted model, not a curated record